This is a messenger RNA of Homalodisca vitripennis (glassy-winged sharpshooter), 762 nucleotides long. Its product is annotated as tight junction-associated protein 1-like. NCBI's taxonomy places the organism in Eukaryota, Metazoa, Arthropoda, Insecta, Hemiptera, Cicadellidae. The record is from RefSeq and is a predicted model, not a curated record.
UUCUGUCAAGACUUUACAAUGUCUACAACACUUGGGAAUUGUGAGGAAUGUGGCUGUGCGUGCCGUCACUGCGGGGAUUCUGCGAAUCUCCAUCUCCAUGUGGAGAUUGAAAACUUGAAACAACGGCUCUUAGAGCGAGAACAUCAUAUCGUCAAGAUGGAGACAAACUUUCUGAAGGAGGCUGAUAAGUUUCCAAAUGGAGAAAUGGCGGCCCUCACCGAUGAACUACUCACUUGGCAGGACAAAUACUCGAGGUUGUAUGAGGCACACAAGCGAGUGCAAAAGGUGAAUCAAAAUCUGGAGGACAAGCUGCUUCGUAUAGUGGACAAGUGUGAAACAGAGAAGAACAGUCUGACAGGCGAGGUGGCGUCCCUCACCAGGCGACUUGUGGAUGAGAAGUUCAACAUUUCCAGGCUACAAGAGGAGAACGAGAGGUAUCGGAAUGACGUGAAUCUAGCGAUUCAACUGCUUCAAUGCAAGCCCUCUAACUUUGUCUCACAGAAGUAUGAUUCGCUUCCUCACGACAUGCAGCAGAAGGUAAGGAGCUACGUAAGUAGCAAGCGUCGGAUACCUGACGGUAACGGAAACAUUCAGAGCAAGACUGAGAUGAAGACCAUCAAAGUGCCCAUCCCCACCUUUCCUCCUACUGCCAUGGUCUACUCUGUGAACAAGAGUCCGUCAGGCUUGGAGAAAGAGCAACCGGAUGAGAAGCACUGCAAGCAAGGUACCCUGGAUAUUGUUUUCCGCUGCUAUCAUGGCUAA